AUGUUAUCUGAUCAAAUAAAAUAGGUGUUGUCAACAAACAAUAGUUCUUUUCUUGCUCCUAGGUUCUCUCGAAAAACAACAUUACUUAAGAAAAGAAAUAAAGCUCUUUCGAUUUGCAGUAUAGAAGAGAUGGCUACAUCUACAUAAUAAAAAAGUUAAUAAUUAUAAUAGCCUUCAUCUAAGUAAUAAAUAGCAAGAUCAGAAUCCUAACACAAUCCAAUAACUCUAAUAGCAACCCCUCAGCAAAGUAAUUCAGUGAGUUGUUAAACAAAUUCAUCUCUAUUUGAAGAACUACUCCCUGAUAUUCCUGCAACAGAUCCAAUUUGGUUAGAAAUAAUUCCUUAAGAAGUGUUAUAGGGAUCAUCAGUAGAGUAACUUCUCGAAGACAAUAAAGAUUAUUUUUAUUAUUUAUUGGGAUUGUAUCUAUAGGAAUAAAUGCAUGGAGAUUUUAACAUGAAUAAAUUUAUUUUGCCAAAAAAAUGGUAAAGUUAAUAUGGACGUGAUUUUCCACAUAAAUAGAAAGAUAGAUAAGAAAUAAUAAAAAAUACUAUUUAUGAAGAUUAUAAAUCUCCUUAAACUUCUGAAUUUUCAAAGACCAGUUAUAAAAGUCAAUAUUCAGCAUAUCCACCAAAAGAUUAUAAUCCUAAGUUAGAAAGAAGAAAGUACGAGAAAAAUGAUUUAAAAUUCGCUACUUUAACAACAUAUAAAGUAUGAGAGUGUAUAAAUAUUAAUUAGGCGAAUCAUUUUGAUUUUUAGACUAAUUAAAAACCUGAAAAAUUAAUAGCAUCGAGACUGUUAACAACUGGAGGACUAUCUCUAUCUAAUUAGACAUUAUAUAAAACAGAAUAUUAAUGGCCUUAGCCAAUAGAAUAACCUUCAAAUUGUAAAAACAUUUAUUCAAAAUUGUAUAUAAUGUCGUUAUUACAACUAGAAAUCCAAUUCAAUCAUCUGGAAUCUUUUUCGAUAAAUAAAGAGAUAUUUACAGUUAAUCUCCAUUAGAUUCAAUUAGUAAAUUAGUUCCUUAUUCAUAAACACCUACAUAUUAGAAAUAGUAUGUUUCUAUUACUAAAAAGUAAAUUGGUUUUUGAAUUUAAAUUAGUGAUUUCUAAGCAGCUAAACUAGGAGAAGUGGCUCAAAUGAAAAAUUGGAGAUAAAGCGUCAUUAGGAGAAUGAAUUAAUUGAGAAAACAAUCGCAAAUAUGA
Molecule: messenger RNA, 1202 nt
Organism: Paramecium sonneborni
Lineage: Eukaryota; Ciliophora; Oligohymenophorea; Peniculida; Parameciidae
Source: the annotation of a GenBank genome assembly